GACUUGAUCUGCAGAAUUUAUAAUAUCUAUGCUGGCUUGCCUAGUUACCACUUGCCAGGCCAAGAAUUGAAGGAACCAGAUACAGUAGCUGUGGGAGACGGAAAUAACUAAAGCCAAAUACAGUCUACUACUUCAUAAAGGCCUUAUACCUGUGGUUGUCUAGCAAAAAAGAAUGAAGACUUCAUACUACUGCCUCUUGUUUUUGUCUUUGGCCUUGGCAAACACAGUCAUCAGCGAUGAGUAUGAAUGCUCUCAUGAAGAUUUACCUGAAGAAUUUUUCAAAUUAAGCAAGACACACAUUAAAGAUUCAAAUAAGAGGACAAAAAAUGCUGGUGGAAAUGCUGCUUUUAAUCAACCUAUCCGUAUUUUUGUUCAUUACAACUUUACUGCACAUGAUGGAUCAUUAUCUCAGCCAGCGCAAGACAGAGUUAGGGCUAUGAUGACAGCGUUGACAAAAAAUUUUCAGUCAAUUCUUACUGUGAGGAGAAAUCCAGAUCCAAUUCUAAUAAACAGGCAAUGUGAGAAUGAAACUUUGACUGACUCAUCCAAGCCUUGCUUUUAUCAAUGUGCAGAUGAUGCAAGACUCUGUGGUAUCUUUGACACACCAACAGAGCAUUUACAGCGUUGUUUUGAGUGCAAUGGAAAUAAUAACACUUGUACUGAAACCAUCAGAGAUGGAGCCGGCACUGAAGCUGACCUGGUUUUGUAUGUAUAUGGAACUACUCUCUUUUGUAGUAAUGGUACAAUUGCUUAUGCUGGAGCCUGCCAAAUGGAGGAUGAAUAUGACAGGCCAAUAGUAGGUAUUGUUAAUUUCUGUCCAUUAUUUAUUGAAGGUAGCAGUGAUGAUCAGUUUAUUUUUGAUGUUGCAAAACAUGAAAUUUUUCACGUAUUGGGUUUUGGAUCUAACUUAUAUGCAUGGUACAGAGAUGAGAAUGGAAAUCCAAGAACAUCUAGAGAUGCUAAUGGCAAUCCACCAUUUAAUGCUUUUGGUGUUGGCAUACCAGGAGAAAGCACUAUUAAAAUAGUAAACUAUACUGACUGGCAGACAAGAAAUGGGCCAAUAUCCAAAAUAGUUACUCAAUUAGUUACUCCAAAAGUUGUGGAGGUUGGAAAGCGUCAUUUUGGUUGUGACACUCUGGAGGGUGUUCAGUUAGAGGAUCAAGGUGCUGGUGGCACUGUUGGAUCUCAUUGGGAGAAAAGAUUAUUAGAUAAUGAAGCUAUGACUGGUUUUAUCUCAAGUAAUCCUGUAUUCUCAAACUUUAGUUAUGCAUUACUAGAAGAUAGCGGUUGGUACAAAGUUGAUUACAGUAAUGCAAGUAUUCUUGUUUGGGGACGUGGUGAUGGAUGUGGUUAUGCUACUGGAUCCUGUGGAGGAUAUAUCCAAUCAAAAAGAGCACAAAAUGAACCAAUCACUCCUUUCUGUGAUUUUUUAAAUGAUCUUAAUAAUCCUACAAACCUGAGUUGUGAUUCAGACAGGACGGCAGUUGCUUUUUGUAGUCUUAUUAACUUUCCUUUUCAAGUUCCUGUGGAAUAUCAGUAUUUGAAUUCAGGUGCAAAUUUUAACACCUCAUCUAAUCUGGAUUAUAAUUUUAUUGGAGGUCGAGUAUUUGCUGCAGAUUUCUGUCCUUAUUAUAUUAGUAUAGCUACUAGUAGCUCGGAUAAAAGGGGUGUAUGCAAAAGUGGAAACCCAAUAAGUAAUAUAAUAAUAAUUCUUUAAUUAAAUUAUUUAUAAUUACAAUAGCUGGAAAUAAUGAGCUAGCAGAAACAUAUGGUCCUCGAUCACGUUGUGUGGAUCACUCUGGAAACUGGCAAAUUACUAAUGGCUCAAACACAUAUACAGCUCAAUACAGUGCUGGAUGCUAUGAAUACCAAUGCUCAAACAGUAGAGUUACUAUAAUGAUUCUUGGACAGUCAUAUACUUGUAGUAGAGCAGGACAAGUUGUACAAGUUAACCAGACUACAAAUGGCAUCACAUAUCAUGGAGGAAUAGUGUGCCCCUCUUGUGUUGAGAUAUGCUAUGAUGACUUUGAAAAUUGCCCUGAAGCAGCUGAACUAUAUGGAGAGUUUGCUACUACUGCUCCUCCUGCUACUACUGCUCCUCCUGAUGGUGUUGGAAAUCUGCUACCAAUGGCUGGCCUAUUUUUUAUUGCCAUUUUCAUUUCCUUUGCUAUGUAUUAAUUACUAAAACUUUUAUUUGUGUGUAGAGUAGAACUCUAGUUACUAUUUUGUGGAGUGUGCAUGCUACAAUAUAUUUUUAUUGCUUUGAACAUUUUUUUAGUAUUAGCUAUAUAUUGAUUAGUUUUGCUAUUGAUUAGUUCAGUCAUAAACAUUAA
Messenger RNA from Amphimedon queenslandica, 2333 nucleotides. Its product is annotated as leishmanolysin-like peptidase. Gene Ontology annotation, cellular component: cytoplasm; membrane. The transcript has 20 exons. Gene Ontology annotation, molecular function: metalloendopeptidase activity. The coding region runs from base 173 to 1717 and encodes 514 amino acids. Lineage: Eukaryota; Metazoa; Porifera; Demospongiae; Haplosclerida; Niphatidae. The record is from RefSeq and is a predicted model, not a curated record. Gene Ontology annotation, biological process: proteolysis; cell adhesion.